Messenger RNA from Trachemys scripta elegans, 2142 nucleotides. It is a transcript of the gene ASCL2, whose product is annotated as achaete-scute family bHLH transcription factor 2. Gene Ontology annotation, molecular function: protein dimerization activity; DNA-binding transcription factor activity, RNA polymerase II-specific; RNA polymerase II transcription regulatory region sequence-specific DNA binding. The transcript is spliced from 2 exons. Lineage: Eukaryota; Metazoa; Chordata; Testudines; Emydidae. Bases 532 to 1260 code for a protein of 242 amino acids. The record is from RefSeq and is a predicted model, not a curated record. Gene Ontology annotation, biological process: developmental process; regulation of transcription by RNA polymerase II.
UGCUCCUCUCCGGGGGGAGGGAUUGUUUAUGGAACCUCCGCCGGGAGCCACGCGCCGGGCGUACGAAGCUGCCAAGCGAAUUCCCCAUUGGGUGGGAGGAGGCUCGGGAGCAGCGAGGGGGGGCUGUUGUGUGUGUGGCGCGCGGCGCGUCGCGUGCUGUUCCCGGGGGCUCGCGAGCGGCGGCAGCAGCAGCGCGUGUUGAUAAGGGGCAGCGCUGGGAGGAACCUGCUGCAGAGGCGCAUUGACAGCGCGCAAGGGAGCAGGGCUGGAAAGAAGGGGAGGGGGUGGGUUACUGAAGCAGCAGCAGCCGGGGUUGUGGCUGAGCGGAGCAGCGCCAGGCUCCACGCGCUGGGCACGCUCCCACUGUUUGCAAUUAAGGAGGAGGGGAAAAUAUUUGGCAGGGGGUUUUUUCUCCCCCCCCAAAAAAAAACUAUUUUUGCAAGUUUUUUUUCCCUUGCAAACUUUCCCCCACUUGCAGCCCUGCCCCGGUCACCUGCCCCCCGGAGGCUGAGGUAGGGUAAAUGCCCCAAGAUGAACGGUGGGCCAAUAGCAGCUGCCAUGCAACAGCCACCCCCGCCUUGCCCAAGUUUUCCCUUGCACGGGUGCGGCGCCGGUUCCUUGGGGAUGAAGUUCCAGCCGAUGCCAGGUGCCGUCUCCUCGUCGGUGCAGCAGCAGCUGGUGGCCGCUAAGGGCCCGGCUCAGAACCCCAGCUCGUCCGCGGCGCGCUGCAAAGGCUCCAAGCGGCGCUCCGGCUCGCCCGAGCUGCUGCGGUGCAAGAGGCGCCUGGCUUUCCCCGGGCUGGCCGGGCAGCCGCAGACGGCGGGGGGAGCAGCGGCCGUGGCCCGGCGCAACGAGCGUGAGAGGAACCGGGUGAAGCUGGUGAACCUGGGCUUCCAGACCCUGCGCCAGCACGUGCCCAACGGCGCCGCCAGCAAGAAGAUGAGCAAGGUGGAGACGCUGCGCUCGGCCGUGGAGUACAUCCGAGCCCUGCAGCAGCUGCUGGACGAGCACGACGCCGUCAGCGCCGCCUUCCACGACGGCCUCCUGCCUCCCGCGCGGGCCGCCCCCGGCGGCGGCUGCUCCUACUCCUCCGCGUCGCCCUCCUUCGCCUCCUCUUCCUCCUCCGGCGGCCGGGAGGGCAGCUCCGUGCCGGGGUCCCCGCACUCGGCUUAUUCCUCGGAUGAGAGCGGCUACGAGGGGGCGCUGAGUCCCGAGGAGCGGGACCUGCUGGACUUCACUAGCUGGAUCGGGAGCUACUGACCUCCGCCGCGUCCCCUAGCCUCAGCAGCCUUGAAAGCAGAGAUGUGCAGGACCUCAGUACCUCAUUGUCCUUGAUGCCUAUUAUGAUGCAGCAGAAGAGCAAAACGGACUCUUCUUACUACAACAUGUUUUCUACCUUCAAAGAGCCCUGUUGCCAAGGUCUUUAAGGGAGUGGGCUUUGGAACCUACCUAGCAGGGUUCUUACUUGGAACAAAAGACUGUGGCUCUUAAUUUUUUUUUUAAAGUGCAAUUAUGUAAAUAGGUUAUAGGGACCAAUAUCUUUAACUGCUGUUGUACAGGAGUUUAUGGUGCCCUCCAAGGCUUUAAUUGCCAAUGAAAUGGUUUGGUAUGCUCAUGUUUCAAGUGAUAGAUUGAAAUCUACCAGGCUUCCGACUUUUAACACACAUGUACUUUUUUUAUUUGGGAGGGGUGAAAAAUUAACACUUGAUGCUUCCUUUUUCUGAAGUGGGAGGGAAUUUUUGUAAUGUCAAAGAUUCUAUUUUAUAUGUAACUUGAACUGCCUAUGGGAACGCUAUAAAUAUGAAGACUUAUUUUUGUACAAGAAACUUUAGAAAAGGGGAAAGGGAGGAGGAGUUGUUCUAGUAAAUCCAAUCUCCUUGUUCCUUAACACUGCCAGCUAGAAUGUUUUGAGAACUUAUACAAUUUAGAUAAUAUUUUUCCAACACUUUACUAAGGACUGUAAAAAUUAUGUUUUGUCUUAAAUGUGGUGUCCAAGUCUUGUCUGGUGUGAAGGUUCACUUAUUUGAAAACUGAAGUUUAAUGUUUUGAAGGCAUUUUGUAUGCACUUGCAAGGGAUUCUUAAGUUGUACAUAUGCAGUUUUUGAAGAGUAUUUUAUGUAAAUUGACUUUAUAAAUAAAAUC